UUUUGUUUUUCUUGAUUGUUGUGUCGCCGACUUUGAUCCUCAUCAUUUUUUUAUUACUCCCGCCCAUCGCUCAAGACCCGAAAUCACCCUAACAGUAAAUGAGACAAAUUGCGCUCGAUUGACAAGUGAGCCGCGGAUCGCUGAAGCAACUGGCGGACCCGUCAACGGAGUUCUAUAAGGCACAAUCGGGGUUCCAUUGCCUUCUCGUGUAGCUGCUAGGGCUGCCUGCGCCGCUAAUGUAUUUUCCUGCCUGCCUAGGAGUCGGCUGGCCGUCGAAGUAGUCCCGAGGUCCAAGAGGUGAUCGUGCUGGUGCCGCUACCGCUGCUUUGCUGCGGCUGCAGGGCUCUGUUGUUAGGCAGUUACGGUCUGUCGAGCUUAGAACUGGAUAGCCGGACGAUCGGUCCGUCGCCUGGCGGCUACAAUACAUCGCAGCCUGGACCGUCCGGACUACUACCAUUAUUACUAUUGUUACUGCUGCUAGCGCUAAGAACAACAACAACGACGACGACGAAGACGACGGCGACAACAACAACAACAACCGGCUGGGAGCAGUAGCAGCAAGCAAAGUCCUUGCCUACUCCCCGUGGCGCUAUCGCUGUUCGGUCCCGUGUUCUCCUCGCAGUCGAUGCUGGCGCGGGUGAUGCUGUGUUACGGCACAACUGUUCAGUGCUUCUGCUGCUUAGGCUGAGAGGGAGGUGGGUAGGUGAUAGUUGCUGCAGGAAACUGGUGUUGCCGUAGAGCAGUUAGACGAUGCGUGAUCACUGCCCGCCGCAGUCGUGUGAAGUUAUUCGUAUCAGUAUUCAAUAGAAUAUAUAGUCGCGGUUAUAUGCUGGAGUUUGUCUGUCUGUAUGUCUGUCUGUCUGUGCGCAACGCGGUCGUUGUGCAUGUGUCGGAGUUUGUGAGCUUGUCGCAACGGCGGUGGUGUUUACUACAAGAAUAGACAUUUCGAUGACUGACUGGGUGUUAGUGAGUGGAUGUGUAUUUGACGCCUGAAGACAAGGAAUAAGUAGAAAGAGUCUUUUCGUCUUCGCUGUUGCUUGUGUUGAUUAUUUGACUGUUUGGCGGGAAUAGUCGUUCGUUGAUAGGUACGCAUCGAUAUAGCAACGCAUAGCGUACGAAUGCAGCAAUACGAUACUGAAACGGUCAAUUCUCAGUAACCGAGUGCUGGUCACUGACUGCCGUGAAUGGAAGAAGUGGACGAUCCGAGAAAACGGUCGCUGACUCAUAGAACUACAGAAAAGAUGAACAAUUUACUUUCGAAGUUGGGCAUUAACUCGUCAUCUGGGUCAUCAUCGAACGGCAACAAAAAAAACACCGGAAGCAGCGGAGAUAAUGUCAUCUCAAUUUCAACACCGUAUAAGGUGUCACAUGACAUUCACGUAAAGUACAACCCUGCCUCGGGAGCUGUCGAGGGACUCCCUCCCGAGUGGGUACGUCUUCUGCGUGAAGCCAACAUUUCGAAGAACGAGCAACAACUUAACCCGCAGGCACUUGCUCAGGCUCUCGACUUUUACGAACAUAAUAUUAAGGAUACGGCCGCGGGGACGAAAGCGAAGUUCCUCAAGAAGCAAAGUCUUGAAGACACAGAUGAUGAUGGACCACCCCCACCACCUCCCCCAAAGCACGCUAACAGUGAACAGAGUAACGGAACACCAAAACCCCUCAAACGAACGGUCGUCAAAGAAUUACCCGUAUACGACAAUGUUAAGCCACUCACACCGCCUUCGCGGAGACCGCGUGAUAAGGACUUCAAAAAGGACUCACCACCUGAUCUCGAUAAGGUAAAUGAAAACCAGGUAAACGUGACGGUAACGGGCGGAGUCGAGCGAACAAAACCGACGCUUCGACCAAAGAAGCGUCAGGCCAUGUCAGAUGAAGAGGCGAUUCAGAGACUUCGAGACGCCGUUGAUCAGGGAGAUCCAGAAACUCGAUAUACGCUUCUUUCCAAAGUCGGAUCUGGAGCGUCCGGUGUGGUUUACAAAGCGAUGGACGAGCAAGCGCACAUGCAGGUGGCUGUCAAAGUGAUCGACUUAUCACAACAGCCGAAGAAGGAGCUCAUCCUCAACGAGAUCCUCGUGAUGAAGACCUCGUUACACCCAAACCUCGUCAACUACCUCGCUUCGUAUCUCGUUAACGACAAUGAUCUGUGGGUGGUUAUGGAAUACCUUGAUGGCGGACCACUAACUGAUGUCGUCUGUGAAACAAUUAUGAAGGAAAGCCAGAUGGCAGCCGUGUGUCGAGAAACGCUAAAGGCGUUAAAACACCUCCAUUCCCGAGGCAUCAUUCACCGCGACCUAAAAAGCGAUAAUGUUCUGUUAGGUAUGGACGGAUCUGUGAAGAUUACGGAUUUUGGUUUUUGUGCACAAAUAUCAAACCCGAACGAAAAGCGCGUGACGAUGGUUGGGACGCCCUACUGGAUGGCACCUGAAGUAGUUGCCAAGAAACACUAUGGGAACAAAGUCGAUGUCUGGUCCUUAGGAAUUAUGGUUGUCGAAAUGAUUGACGGCCAGCCGCCCUACCUUAACGAGACACCCCUUAAGGCUCUUUUUCUUAUUACAUCUAAUGGCAAGCCUGAAAUCAAGGACAAGGACAAUCUUUCGCCCAAUCUGCGCGACUUUCUUGACAGAUGCCUCGAGGUAGACGUAUCGAAGCGAGCCACAGCCGAGGAACUCCUAGAUCAUCCUUUCCUCAAAUGCUCUUGUCCCCUCACGCAAAUCGUACCGCUUAUUAAGGCUGCCAAAAAGGUGCUCAACAAAAGUUAAUCCAUUGUGUAUCGGAUACGCUCACCAACUCCGAUAUCCACUUGACGUUAAGUAAAAUUACUAUCAUUUCUAAUGGACCACGUCUCGUCUUCUUGCAUGGAUCAACUCACGAAAAAAGACUACAACCCUAUGAGCAGACGGCUAUUGGUAGUCUGCGGCUGCCAAACACAAAUAUAUCAACAAACAUAAUCAGCUGAUUACGGUUUGAGCACGCUUCAAGAUUAAAACAGCACAGGAAGCAAUCUAUUAUUAAAAAAAUUUCAAAAUUGCAAACACCCUCAUGCCAUGUUCCUUCAAGUUAAACAAACGUUACAGCAGGGGUGCAAAAAUCGGCAGUUUCCUCUAUUAAGACACUUAGAUAUUAAGAAACCUAAACAGCAAAAGAGAUCACUGUUUUCCAUAAAAUUAAACGAAAAACUUUUUAUAAGCUAUGGCUAACUUUGAUUAUUAAAGUGAUAGUUAAUUAGCAGAAAUGGUUAACUUUGUGUGCAAGGUUUCGAAUGAGAUUGUAUGAAAACAAGUAUAAUAAUGACAUCGGUUUAGUAAAAUUACCUGUGUAGGCGAUUUCCAAUGUUAAAAUUUUUAGUUUACUAGGUUAAUGCGUAAGUAAUAGUCGACUUUGCUUUCUGCGUCUUCUUCUCUAAUUUUACAUUGACUUUGAUGGUUGCGUUACAUAGCUAUUAUCAUCGUUUGCUUCGAAUCACAGCGUCAUCCUGAAUACGGAACUCAAAGAUAUGUAUUGAGGGGGAAGGAGGCUAAAAAUCAGCUUUUUUGACAUUUGUCUUCGUCAAGCUUCGUAAGACUACCAAAAACACCCAAGGAUGGGCUUUGCGUGAAUGACGAGAUCUUGCUGGUGUAAGUGGCUUGGUAGAUCCGAAAAUGGCCUCUUCAACCUGAAGAGCCUUAAUUUUUGGAGGAGGACAAUGAAAUAAUAUGAAUUAAAGCAGGUGUGGUAAAUACUGUCUUUUUCCGCCUGAUUUACUUACCAUAGGCAUCUGAGGCAAGGAUAAGAUUUUGUCACCUGGACAACCAAGACGAUGAUAAUAACAAAAAAAAAAAAAAAAAGCUUCCCUACGGUACAUACCAUUUUAUUACCAGCAAACCAAGCAUCACAAAAUAAGAAAAGCUUAUCGGGCAUUCCAAACUGGGGCUCAGCCAAGGAUAAGAAAACCAUAGAAAUUAGAAAAAGAAGCAAGGAACAAAGUCGGCCGUUACUUGUGCAUCACACCAAUAUCUAUAUACAGACAAACAUAAAAUAUAAAAAUAGUCGUCCGAUGAGCAUUCAUAUGCAUCUACAUGUUCACUAUUAAUAACAAGAUAAUGCUUGCAGAACGAACGUCUACUGGGUGAAUCAAAAAAAGCACGGGACAAAUUAAGCCGAUGUUCAGUUGUAAUAUAACAAUUAAAUUGUGAUAUGAUAUACACAAAAAUGAUUUACCUUUUCUGUUUGUAUAGGACCAAUACAAAUGCAAGUGCAUGAUCAUCUUGCGUGUAUCAAAUGAAGAAGAUUCUGAUUGUGCUGGGAUUUAUCUCAAAGCAUACACUGUGCUAUGGCGGUUUCUCCCAAAUAGGCCUGUACCUCUUUUACAUCUGUCAGUUUGUUUGAUUUGACUUUUCGAGCGAGUAGCAUAGUAAGAGUUUUGCAGACCACUUUCACGUUUAAUGUUUUAUCUUACGCAGAUUUGCACCAGAAACUUUCAAGCUAUCCUAAACAAUGAGUAAAUUAUAUCCCUUUCCUGAACUAGACCAAUACCAUGUAAUCCUAACUCAAAGUGAAAACGCACUAUGCAGGAACCUGUCCAAAUAUUAAUACUAUGUCACCUUUAAAGACCCUGCAUUGGUAUAAACGUAUUGUUUGUACACCGUCGUUUUUCAUCCCUAAGGAAACUUGUUUGCAAGAACACUUGUAGUUACUUCGCUUGUUUGUAUGGAAUCGAGAAAGUUCUAUCUCUUUUAUUAUGAUUUUUACAAACUUACCAAUUAUGGCCAACAUAUCACAGGGGCUACAUUCUAUGAGAUAAUAAAUAUCGUAGUAGGAAUAAGACGCGUGUUGGCAGUUAGCGAUAAUCUACUUAAUAAUUAGAAACAAGAACAGCUGUGUUGACAACAACAUCAUGUAAUGCUUUUUAAUGGUGGCGCGUCCUGUACAAAUCAACAAUAUGAAAGACAGCGAUUCAGCAGGGAAGAACAAAUAUAUUAUCUUUAGAGACAAAGCUACUAAUAUUAGUAUAAUCCUUAAUUUGUGUGCCAGAAGUAUUUAUUAUUAAUGGUUAUUAUUUAUGUAUAUGCUGGCACUGUUCUUCGCGAAGCCCUGUACAUCUCUCGCUUCUCUUUCAAAAACUAAAAAACCUAAUACAACAACAUUAAGAACGAUAGUAACAUUGUUAUGUAACAAAGUGCAUAUUUUAUGAUAGUUAUUUGAUUCUUCCUAACUGCGACUCUUUACUAAGAAUAAAAAUAACAUUAAGACGAAUUUUUUUAAGGAUUUCCUUCGGGCACGUUUUAUAAAAAGCUUUUCAUUCCAACAAGCAAAGGAUAACCGCAAGACAUGGACUAUUUUAAAGGAGUAAAUCUACAUCAGAUUGAAAUUUACCCCUUUGGUAGGAUCGUUCAACGAUAAUUCCUAGAGAAUAACUAUAUGCAAAUGAAAAAAACAUAAUUUUGUUUAUACUUACAUACUGUAUACAGAAAAACAGUAAUAAAACUGCAGAAUAGUUUAACAUAGGUUGGAACCCAAGGUAGAUAGGUUCGAUAAAAGAUGACAAGCAGAAUCAAAUGAUGGAGCUUUUACCGGGUGUGCCUAAUAUGCAAAGUGAGAUUUGAAGCGGAGUAUUUGUCCUUCUUUUCCAUGGACCCAGUAUAUAAUUGUGUUCGGUAAUGAUACAUCAAUAUAGGAUGAUAAAUUGGCAGGAUAUAGCAGUACAUAGCUGCUGUUGUAUCUGUCUCUUUGUAAUGUCGAAAGAAGGAACGUUUAUGGUUGACACAAAACUAUUAAAAAAAGUGCUACAGGAUUUUCCAACUUACCAUAAUCAUUGUUGGCCGUCUUAAGGUACCAUAAGGUGUAAAACACGUUUGAUCAUCACGUUUAUUCGUUCUUAGAGGUAAUGAAUCUAAACUUUAUUAUUAUAGCUAUCAAACGAGUGAACAGCAGACGCAAGUAGAUCUUAGAGGAGACACAACGAACAAACACCCCAGACACAACAAAGACUUCUUUCCACCCACCUAUUGAAGCAAAUUUGUUUAGUAAGGGUUAAGCCAUGCUAAAGGAAACAUCGUCAGAUUAAUGCGGAGACGAAACGAGAAGAUAAUUUGAUGAUGAGAGGUAUACACACGCAGCAGGAAUGAAUGAAAACUGUUUGUACAAAGAUUUCUAUAUACGUGUAGGUUAGUCGUGGCCUCCGCCAGCUCUUCUUUUUUCUGGCAGGCACAAAAGUCUGCAGGCCAAAAACAACCUUCAGCCUUUUAAUUAUAAUAGAUAUUAUUAUUGUUAUUAUCAUAAAGAUGGAUGUAUCUAUUAAAAAAGGACAAUAAUAAUGAGUCGACAAUUAUUACUCUUAAUGACAUUUUAUACGACUAUUACACACUGGUACACAAAUAAAAAGUACAGGCACGACAACAAUAUUAUGAAGUGAUUAUGAAAAAAAAAAGAAGAAUCUAUGCAGUGGUUGGCGCAUUUCAACCGGCAGUUGAAUCGAACAUCGAUUACAUGUGCGCAUUUUUUGCCGUUUUAUGUUCACUUUUAAUCUAAGAUUUGGCGUUGCGAUGUUCGACCUGCAUUUUCGUGCUAACCGCUGUUGGCUGCUUCGAUUUUCAAAAUGAUGAUAAUUAUGUAGUUUUUGGAGUUAAUUUUCUAGUCUCAUGUUUUUUUGGGUGAAUUUUUAAUAUGGAAGAGUCAGCAACCACGCAUACUAGGUCCGCACUCGCGUUUAAGUUACUCUGAUGAACUAUAACAUUGACACCAACAACGGAUUUGUGCCUACGUUUCGAGCGAGUUUUAUGACUUCUUUCGAAAAGUUUUCUUUACAGGAAAAAUGCUGUAGUUUUCUACGAUGUUUUAAUUUUAAUAAAAAAAAUACUAUAUGGAAAAUUGAA
Varroa destructor (honeybee mite) is the source of this 6854-nucleotide messenger RNA. RefSeq names its product serine/threonine-protein kinase PAK 1-like. Gene Ontology annotation, molecular function: ATP binding; protein serine/threonine kinase activity. The record is from RefSeq and is a predicted model, not a curated record. Gene Ontology annotation, biological process: protein phosphorylation. Lineage: Eukaryota; Metazoa; Arthropoda; Arachnida; Mesostigmata; Varroidae.